AUGCCGGGUUUUGUUAAUUCAAUGUCAAACAAUGUUAUCAGUCGGCUUGGCAUUGUCCAUUUAGCAUCUCAAGGUUUACAGGCAGUGUUAGAUGCAUUGUCACCCAAGGUACUGAAUUUCGUUUUACAAAACGAUGACAACUGCACUCUCGAUGUUGCUGAUGCAGAGAUAUGUGAAUCAGAACAAUAUCAUCUACUGAGAAUUGUUGGAGCUCACAUGGAUGAGUUUAAAAAUAGUCCCUUAACAAUUUAUUUUAAUAGUGAUGAACAUUCAUUUGAGAAAACUAUUUGGUCUUUUGGAGAUUCAAGCACAUAUGUGGGAAACAUUGUGACAUUCUGUGCUUCAGCUCAUGCUGGACAUGUAAAUAUAACAGCUUUAACAAAUAUUUUAUCAACAUUAUUGAAAACGCAGAUUAGUGAAGAACAGUUAUCGAUAAACAAAAGUGAAACAGUUAUAAUUUAUUCGGAAAAAGCCAAAGAAUGUGGUGUUCUUAAAUUAAACUUUACUGGUGAUCAAAUCAAAAUAAAAGGUUGUUGUGAUGAAGGUGCAAAUACAAGAGUACAUGUUAAAAAAGAUAUGAUUAUAUUUAAAGAUAGUAAAGAAUUAUUGCUUACUUUACGAACAUUUGCCAGAGAAAAUCGUCAAUAA
This is a messenger RNA of Adineta steineri, 648 nucleotides long. NCBI's taxonomy places the organism in Eukaryota, Metazoa, Rotifera, Eurotatoria, Adinetida, Adinetidae. The record is from the annotation of a GenBank genome assembly.